This is a messenger RNA of Tribolium madens (black flour beetle), 2683 nucleotides long. RefSeq names its product endoplasmic reticulum mannosyl-oligosaccharide 1,2-alpha-mannosidase (gene alpha-Man-Ib). Gene Ontology annotation, biological process: carbohydrate metabolic process; N-glycan processing. Gene Ontology annotation, molecular function: calcium ion binding; mannosyl-oligosaccharide 1,2-alpha-mannosidase activity. Gene Ontology annotation, cellular component: membrane; endoplasmic reticulum. The transcript is spliced from 7 exons. NCBI's taxonomy places the organism in Eukaryota, Metazoa, Arthropoda, Insecta, Coleoptera, Tenebrionidae. Bases 174 to 1919 code for a protein of 581 amino acids. The record is from RefSeq and is a predicted model, not a curated record.
UUGGUACCUCAUGACAGGUGUUAAAUUUUUUUUGACAGUUCUGCCAUAACUUUCAAUUUCUGUUUUGUGUGAUGUGUAAGUGAGUUAGAAUAAAUUUGUUUCUCGUCCUGUGCGAGUUUUAUAAGUAAGUAGUUCCUCUUUAACAAUGUUGGUGUGUUAAAAUCACCGUAACAAUGGACCAUGUCGCUCUUGAUGUAUCUGGUACCAAUGAAAACAUUCAUGAUAGAAAAAGAACGAAAAGCUUAAAAAGGCUCUGGAAUCAGUUAUCAAAAUGUCAAAGGAGCUGUAUUUACACAAUAGUCAUAGUGUUAACCCUCACUGUAUUUUACUUAGUUUCAACUGAAUCCGAGAAAACACAAAUAAGCAUAGCAGAGAACACAAAUGAAAACAAAAAGGAGGUACUAAAUAACAUCAGAAACGACCCCAGAGACGUUGAUACAGUAUUCCAUGAUAAUGACAGUGAGGGUCAAGUAUUAGAAGAGCCUGGGGGUUUGGAGGCUGAAAAUAACAGAAACCAGGUUUUGUUGCCGCCCAAAGUUUUGAAAAAAUUUACAGGCCCCACAACGGCGCGCCAGGAAGCCGUGGUGAAAGCGUUUAAGCAUGCUUGGCAAGGAUAUAAACAAUUUGCAUGGGGUCAUGACCACUUAAAACCCAUAACUGAGGGUUACAGUGACUGGUUUGGGCUUGGUUUAAGCAUUGUUGACGCAAUCGACACCAUUUACAUAAUGGGCUUAACAAAAGAAUAUAAAGAAGCACGUGAGUGGAUAGAAAAACACCUACAUUUUGAUGUGAACCGAGACGUAAACUUAUUUGAAGUAACAAUACGAGUCUUAGGAGGCCUACUUAGCAUAUAUCACCUUACUCAGGAUAGGAUGUUUAUCACUAAAGCUGUUGAUUUAGCUGACCGAUUACUGCCAAGUUUUGAAUCAGAAUCGGGGAUUCCCUAUUCUGAUGUUAAUUUAUUUACAAGGAAAGCUCAUGCACCCAAAUGGUCACCUGACAGUAGCACAUCUGAAGUUACCACCAUUCAGUUGGAAUUUCGGGAUUUAAGUAGAAUUACUGGAAAUCCGAAAUAUGAAAACGCUGUCUCUAAAGUGUCAUUUCAUAUCCACAAUUUGGAAAAGAAAGAUGGUCUGGUUCCUAUUUUUAUCAAUGCCAAUACUGGUCAAUUCAGAUCUUAUGCAACAAUUACUCUAGGAGCCCGCGGGGACAGCUAUUACGAAUAUUUACUGAAACAGUGGUUACAGACUGGGAAAACAAUCGAUUAUUUAAGGGAUGAUUAUGUGACGAGUAUAAUGGGUGUUGAGAAACACUUAACAAAAAGAACCGUCCCUAACGGUUUUCUCUUCAUUGGUGAAUUGCUAGUUGGUGGAAAAGAUUUUAAACCGAAAAUGGACCACCUAACGUGUUAUUUGCCAGGAACUUUGGCCCUUGGGGUACACAAUGGUCUUCCAGAAAGUCAUAUGAAACUAGCAGAAGAAUUGCUUAGCACUUGUUAUCAAACAUACGCCCAACAACCCACAUUUCUAGCACCUGAAAUCACGUAUUUUAAUAUCCAGGGUGAAAACUCCAACGAUAUGUACGUGAAAACCAACGAUGCGCAUAAUUUACUAAGGCCUGAGUAUUUGGAAAGUCUUUGGUAUGUCUACCAGCUUACUGGUAAUAAGACGUAUCAGGAUUGGGGAUGGCAGAUAUUUCAAGGAUUUGAGAAUUAUACUAAAGUGAAAAACGGCUACACUUCCAUUGGAAAUGUGAAAAACCCUCUAAAUGUUAGACCAAAGGAUAUGAUGGAAUCAUUCUUUCUUAGUGAAACCUUAAAGUAUUUAUAUUUGUUAUUUAGUGAUGAUCCGAAAUUGAUAGACUUGGAUACAUAUGUUAUUAAUUCGGAAGCGCACCCUUUGCCUAUAUACUCAUCGUGAUUUUUUUGUGUAGGUACAUGCAAUUCAUCUAGUCGAUUUUACAAUGGACAUGUUUAUUACAUGUCUUGAUUAAAAAUUGCUGUUUUUUGAGGAGGGGAUUUAUUAGUGUAAACUUUAUUUUGUUAGUGAGAUUUUAAAUUCCAUAUAAAAACUUGGAAAACAAGGUUCUGUUUUGUUUGGAUUAUCACCUGUGUAGUAUAAAUGGGCCAGUAUUUCGGGCUAUUUGUUCCUUUAUCACAAGGAUGUACUUAUGAUUAAGUAAAAAUUGAUAUCGUUUAAACAUUUGUCAAGUAGAAAUGUGUCAUUUUCCACUCUAAGACUGAGUAAAAUUGGGUUUGAUAUUACAAAAAUUGACUUCCUAAUAUUAAGUGGUAAAUUUUAUUUUUAUACUUUUGUUUAAAUUUGACUUGACAAAGUAUUACCGUUUUGAUGUAUUUGUUUCGCAGUGUAAUUUAAAAACUUGUUGAUAGGAAAUGUAACAUGAAGAAUAGUUCAUUGUUGUACAUUGUGUUAUUUAGUUUAUUAGGGCAAGAAUGUUAAUUUCACUGUUGGAUAUGACAUAGGAAUUCGAUGGUAGAAUUGCACGCUUCUGAGUGUGUUUGUUUAUUGGACGUGCUUAAAAGAUUUUGUUUUUUUCGGUUUUUAUACACAAACAUUCAACUCAGUAGCUUGUUUAGAAAUUACAUUAAUUUGUAACACCGAUUUUUGUGAGUAAAGUAUUACACUUUGUAGAGACGAUUAUUAAAUUUUUACUCACAUUUCAA